Lemur catta (Ring-tailed lemur) is the source of this 3127-nucleotide messenger RNA. It is a transcript of the gene NKD1, whose product is annotated as NKD inhibitor of WNT signaling pathway 1. Bases 583 to 2109 code for a protein of 508 amino acids. NCBI's taxonomy places the organism in Eukaryota, Metazoa, Chordata, Mammalia, Primates, Lemuridae. Gene Ontology annotation, cellular component: cytoplasm. Gene Ontology annotation, biological process: negative regulation of Wnt signaling pathway. Gene Ontology annotation, molecular function: calcium ion binding. The record is from RefSeq and is a predicted model, not a curated record. The transcript has 7 exons.
GGACCACUGACCCUGUUAUGAGCCCAUGGAAUGAGCAGGAAAGCCUUUGGGGACACCCUAUGGCCCUGCUUCCUCCCUUUGUACAAAUGGGGAAACUGAGGCAGAACACCUAGCUCCUGGGCUAGCAUUUUUUCCCACCAUAACCAUGUGUGUCCCUGUGAGCGGGACUGAGAAGGUAGGCAAGGCUUCAGAGGGUUUUGAGUGGGUUGGAAUAGGGAGCCACUGAAGGCAGGAGUGUGCCAUCUGGGCGCGGUGGCAGCCAGGGACCGGGUGUGGCAAAGCGUUGUCCAGGUAGCGGACCCUAGGCUGUGGGCCUGGCCACACUGGAAAUCGGCGGGAGGCUGCCCUGGUUCAGGCGGGAGAGCUGCGUGGGAGGGGCCGAGCUGCCCAGGGGACUCCGGCCACUCUCCUGGCACAGCCAGGCCGCGUGUGGGAGGUGAUAGCCUUGGUCUCAGGUUGGAGAGGCCCUUUGCACCUGCCCAAUUUGCAUUCUGGGCAGUGACUUGGCUGCCACCUAGGACCGAGCUGGCUGCGGUCUCAGGGAGACGCCGGGCCUGUGUUUUGAGCGCGGGCCAGGGCUGGAUGCUGGAGGAGGCAGCCGGCUCAGGUCCAGUCCACGUUGGCUUCAGAUCAAUGAAAGCUGUCGUGGGGCCAGUGUGUUGCUGCCACUGCGCCUGGGGGCUCCUGGGCUGGGCGGAGCCUCCUGAGGCCACUGUCCCUGAGUCACGGGCUCUGAGAACAUUGUUAGUAUGUCCUGUGCCCGCCAGGGUGGGUCCUACCCCUGCUGCGUGCCCUCCCCACCCUGUGAUUCACGGUCCCACUUGUCCCUGCUUGGCAUCUCAGCCAGGAUGGUCUCAUCGGCGCACGGAGGAAAUACAGAACCCACGGAGAAGAGGGAAAGGAGGCUUCGCCACUUCCUUCUCUGCGCUGCUACGUGUUCUGGGCACUGUGCCAGUGGCCCUGCCCCCGGAGAAGACCGACGGCCUGGGCAGCGGGGAUGAGAAGAGGAUGGAGAAGGCCAGCGAAUCCUGCCCGGGCUCCAAGAAGCAGCUGAAGUUUGAAGAGCUACAGUGUGAUGUGUCGGUGGAGGAGGACAGCCGGCAGGAAUGGACCUUCACCCUGUAUGACUUUGACAACAAUGGCAAGGUCACCCGCGAGGACAUCACCAGCUUGCUGCACACCAUCUACGAGGUGGUCGACUCCUCUGUCAACCACUCCCCGACGUCCAGCAAGACGCUGCGGGUAAAGCUCACCGUGGCCCCUGAUGGCAGCCAGAGCAAGAGGAGCGUCCUUGUCAACCAGGCCGAUCUGCAGGGCACGCGGCCCCGAGCAGAGACCAAGCCCGCCGAGGAGCUGCGAAGCUGGGAGAAGAAGCAGCGGGCCCCCCUCAGGUUCCAGGGUGACAGCCGCCCGGAGCAGUCUGACUGCUACCACCACUGCGUGGAUGAGAACAUCGAGAGGAGAAACCACUACUUGGAUCUCGCCGGGAUAGAAAACUACACAUCCCAGUUUGGGCCUGGCUCCCCUUCUGUGGCCCAGAAGUCAGAACUGCCCCCCCGCACCUCUAACCCCACUCGGUCUCGCUCCCAUGAGCCGGAAGCCAUCCACGCCCCCCAUCGAAAGCCCCAAGGUGCGGACCCGGGCUCCUUCCACUUCCUUGACACCCCAGUCGCCAAGGCCUCAGAGCUCCAGCAACGGCUCCGGGGCACCCAGGACGGGAGCAAGCACUUUGUGAGGUCCCCCAAGGCCCAGGGCAAGAGCGUGGGUGUGGGCCAUGUGGCCAGGGGGGCGAGAAGCAAGCCCCCUCUGGGACCUGCUGUCCCUGCGGUGUCCCCCUCCGCCCACCUGGCCGCCAACCCGGCCCUCCUCCCCACCCUGGCCCCCCUCGGGCACAAGAAGCACAAGCACCGAGCCAAGGAGAGCCAGCAGGGCUGCCGGGGCCUGCAGGCACCGCUGGCCCCGGGCGGCGCCGUCCUCGGGCGGGAGCACCUGCGAGAGCUGCCCGCCGUGGUGGUGUACGAGAGCCAGGCCGGCCAGGCGGUCCAGAGACACGAGCACCACCACCACCACGAACAUCACCACCAUUACCACCACUUCUACCAGACAUAGAGCCCCUCCCCCGGGCCCCGCCCUGCCAUAUGAAGGACCCCCUCCCCCGACACCCCAAGGCAUUAUUAUUCUAUUAAUUAUUGUUAUUAUGACGAUUAUUGUUAUUAAUAAUUAUUGUUACUCCACUAAUAUUUAGCUAGCCUUCAUGUAGAUAUAUGGAAACACAGAACUAAACUUUUAUUUAUAUGUUGUGGGGACUGCGUAACUUACCAGGAAAUGACUCCGGUUUGGAAGUGGCCUCGAGAUGACAGAGGCUCCCUCGGGGCUCGGGAGCUGUGGUCUCCACACGCAUUGGACCACGCCCUUCCAGAGCCGUGGGAGCCCUCGGCCCAAACUCUGCCUGCCCCCACCCCCAGUCUCUUCCAGGAGAACACCCUUACCUGGCCCGGCUUCCAGACACCCUCGAAAUCUCCGAGAAGAUAAACAGCUGCUACCUCUUAGUAUGAUUCUGAUUUUAUUUUGCCCUUAACUGAUUGUAAUGUGCUAUAAGGGAUUUCAGCGGACUGCAGACAUGAGACCUCCUUGCUGUUGUGUUUUUAUGUCCCAACCUAGAAACCUUAGCUGUCCUUUCUAGAGUUAUCUUUCACACUUUUCCAGUGGGAUCAUACCCUUGCUCCAAACCAGGCCCAUCCUUUCUGCCAUGAACAACAUAAAAAUACUUUCUUCUUUUCUUCCUUCGUUCUUCUUUAGAAAGAUACACACACACACACACACACACACACACACACACACACACACACACUCACACUCACACACUCUUAAGGACUGUUCCUGAAACCAGCCUUUUCAUUUUGGAAACUGCUAGAGCGGGAGCCAACCACAUAGACAAACAUGGUUUUCCAAGGUCAGGCAAUUGUGUGCUGUUGGUUGUGAAGGAGGAUGUGGACGUCUCGUGUUUCAUCAUCGGCAAAUUUAUGUGUACCUACGUGGUUCUCUAACAGAGCUUUCCCUAUCUAUAGAUAGAUGCCAUCUGUCCAUUUCUAUGUAUCUUUCUGUAAAUAUACUCUCAGGUAUCUUU